Dreissena polymorpha is the source of this 2872-nucleotide messenger RNA. RefSeq names its product furin-like protease kpc-1. Gene Ontology annotation, molecular function: serine-type endopeptidase activity. The transcript has 16 exons. Gene Ontology annotation, cellular component: Golgi membrane; trans-Golgi network. Bases 258 to 2090 code for a protein of 610 amino acids. NCBI's taxonomy places the organism in Eukaryota, Metazoa, Mollusca, Bivalvia, Myida, Dreissenidae. The record is from RefSeq and is a predicted model, not a curated record. Gene Ontology annotation, biological process: protein processing.
ACCCAAAGUCUGAAGCUGUUGGUACGAUCAGACAUAUAUCGCGAUGAUUAAAGAACAGGCAACGUUCAUAAGUUAUAGAUAAUAACAAAAAACUUAUGCUAUAAAUGUGUACCCGCCACUUUUUUGCACAUAGGUAAUGCGCAUUGUACGGAUAUACGACUUGUAAAAAAUACCAUUAUUAUUCAUGCUGGCUAGAAAAGUGGGAUUAAUUUUAGAACUUUUUAAUCUUGAAAUAUUUUUGACGAGGAGUAUAAAGAAUGCAUUCAGGGCAAUUAUUCGUUCUUCUUGCGACGCUAUCGUUCGUUAAUGGAUCAAACAACCUAAACAAUACAUCUUCAACGCUAGUUGAACCAGACAAUUACACGGACAGCGUGCUUGUUGAAUACGACGGAACUGUUGAAGAGGCUAAAGAGUUUGGAAACAACAACAAUCUACAGUUCCUGCGACAUGUUGUUAGUAAUUUCUACGAGUUCAGAGUGGUUGGUGCCAAGCAAAGGUCCACUUCUCCCAUGGAAAUCGAUGUUGAGAAAAUUAAAGAACGCGACAAUAAGGUGACGAGUUUGGAGCAGCAAAAAGUCCGGUUUAUGCAGAAAAAAUCCGUUCUCCUUGAGAGAAUAUUAAGCAAUGGCACAGAAAUGUUUAAUCAGCGAUCUCGAAGAGCCAUCACUGUCAACGAUGCUCAGUGGUCAAAGCAAUGGCAUUUACAAACUAGCCAAAGCCCAUCCAUGGGGGUUCAAAACGCAUGGCAAAAGGGAUUCAGCGGAAGUGGUAUUACAAUAGCGAUAGUUGACGACGGUAUCGAUACUUCUCACAGCGACUUCAAAUAUGAUGCUUCCCUCAGCUACAACUUCAUUCACGACAUCGCUGAUCCCAACCACGUUCUUGAAGAAGAUGGACAUGGCACAAGUUGCGCCGGUGUCGCAGCCGCAUUGAAGAACACAGAAUGCAUUAUUGGAACAGCUUACGAGGCAACAAUAGCUGGCCUACGAUUAAUUGAUUCAACGAUCGGAGCGACAAUGGCAGAUGAAGCCGCGGCCUUAAACUAUAAGCUAUCUGACAUCGACAUCUACAGCAACAGCUGGGGUCCGUCCGACAAUGGACAAAGCGUUGCACCAUUGCCAAGCGUCGUAAACGCAGCAUUCAAGGAAGGCGUGGAAAAAGGCCGUGGCGGCAAGGGCGCCAUUUAUGUUUGGGCUUCCGGCAACGGUGGUUAUUUGGACGAUUGUCAGGCGGAUGGAUAUGCGAACAGCAUUUACACUAUUGCCAUAGCAGCCGUUUCUAAAUCCGGAAACGUUACGUCGUACUCGGAAUAUUGCACGGCCGUUAUGGCGGCCGCAUAUAGUGGAGACAGUCGCUCAAAUCAAAAUAAUCAGGACAUCACUACGACUGGUCCAUCUAACACUUGUGUGAACAACUUCGAUGGCACGUCUGCCGCUUGUCCCCUUGCGGCAGGAAUCAUAGCACUCACAUUACAAGCAAAUAACGCCCUCACGUGGAGAGAUAUUCAGCACAUGAUCGCAAAAACAUCUGUAACAGAUGGGCUGAAUGACAAGUUCAUUACUAACGGGUCUGGAAAAAACGUGAGUUCAUAUUUCGGCUUCGGCCUGAUGAACGCAGAGAAUAUGGUAGAUGCUGCCGUCAGUUGGAAAACAGUACCGCCUGCUAUCUCGUGCUACAAAUCCACGACAGUGUGGAAGGCAAACAUAAUUGGCAGCACGAUCACAGAUAGAGUAAACCUCAGCCCAUGUAAAGUUCUCUACACGGAACACGUGACCAUAAAGGUGACAUUUCAGUCCACAUACAGAGGAGAUACAAUUAUAUUUCUGAAAUCGCCCAACGGCACUGAAGUGGUAGUUUUGAGCAAUCGGAACAAUGACGACGACGCUAAAAAGCUUACUUGGAGCUUUAUGACAGUCCAUUUCUGGGGUGAAAGCGCCGCAGGCAAUUGGACAAUGACUCUUUUUGAUCUCACCGAAAGUAAUGUUAUGAACCUAUACGGAUGGGAAAUUACAGUGUACGGCACCGAAACAGACCCAUCAAAAGGAAUGCCGUCAGAAAGUGAUUCGUAUUUAAGAAGGCAGAUUCUCUAGUAAAUGUGGGGUUUGUAGAUACAAGGUCUUGGUCACUUGGACCAAAUAUAGUCCUCGUCUACGGACAUUGGCCCUAUUGUCGGAGUCGUCCUCGGCUCUGUCGUAGCGUCGUUAUUUUUGGGAUAGUGAUUUACAUCAGAUGACAGUCGAUUGGUAAAAUGAAGAUACAACUCUCUGCCAACAAAGAUGCCCAAAGCAGUGCUGGAUUGACAAAUCAUUCUUUUUAUUGACAUAUUGCUGUCUCUGUGGCAGUAAUACUGGAGGCUUAUCCGUUACUUUGACUUGUGGCGCUUUUUUGAACUCAUCUUGUACCACAUUCCAUCUUCCGCCAAUCAUAAACGCGAAGUGAUUAUUGACUACAUAUUGCAGAAAACGGAAUGGUACUGAUUAACAUUAAGCUCUUUUGUCAUUAACUGAAAUUUAAAGUAUUUUUUUUAAAUAUUAAAUGUGAAUUUGUACAAAACAGCUAUAAAAUCAGUUGAUUUGGACGUUUGUGCUGUGUGAUUGUAUUUUAGCACAAAUGUUUCUCUGCGUGUGUCUGUUAUUUGUGUAAAAUAAUUUUUUGCACAAACGCAUUAUCUUAAGGAAUAUUAUUACUGGAAAUGAAUCCUUAUAUUUGAUGUUAACCUAAACACACUUUAAUGCUUAAGAGAUGUUGCGGUUGUUUGAUGAGUUAACGGUUGUUUAUAAAUGUAAUUAUUAAUGUAGAUUAAAAUUCUUGUUUAUGCCUAAUAUAAAAAAGUGUGAUGUGUUGUGAUUUGGUAAAUACAGAGAAAAAUGUC